Vitrella brassicaformis is the source of this 1683-nucleotide messenger RNA. Lineage: Eukaryota; Vitrellaceae. The record is from the annotation of a GenBank genome assembly.
GGCUCAUCAAGCUAUGCAUCAAGUCGGUGUCCACCCAUCAAUCAAGAUCAAUCAAUCAGUCAUGAUCUAUCACGAUCCGUCCCCCAAUCGAUCACAUCUUCGUCUAGGCUGAACCGCCGCAGCAGCCCGCGGAACAGCGGCAUGGACACGGGGAAGCGCACGUUCAUCGGCUGGGAGGCAUCGGCAGCAGGCAACUCAGUCGUCUGCAGCUCGAUCUUGCCGCCCCACACAAGGAGGCGAGCCGCGACCGUCUCACCGGGUCUGAUGCCGCAGAGGAUCACCCGACGCGAUAUGAUGUCGUUGCCGCGACUGCACGUUAUCCCUGAGAGCGCCCCGAUCUCCUCAGGAAGGGCGUCACCGAGCAGGGACAGAAAUCGGCUGUCGUUUUCACCCACGUCCGCCUUGAUGUGGGUGCAGGCAGGCAGGGACGUGGACUUGCCUUCGCGAGAGGCCUGUUGCGAUGAGGUGGGGAGCGGGGGAACGAAGAUGUUGCUGAGUAGGAAGGAAGUGAAGGAGCUGCGUGCCAAAGGAAACUUCUCGCCGUCCAUGGGCGGGUCGUACGCGUCGGUUGUCAUCCAGAUGUCAUCGGUGGCCACCCAUCUCGAUGUAGGCAGAUCCACUACUGGAUCGUGUCUGUCGUAGCUCUCAAUGUAGCAGUGGUUGGCAGGCAAAUCCGCCAACGGCACCACACGGCAAUGGUGCAGCAGCGAAUCGGCCGGGAUGAUGAAGUAGCCGGGCCCAGCGGUCUGCAACGCCAUGUUGCGUCCGUCGGUGGGAUCCGCCAGCAGGUGGCCCACCAUCCGGUAGAUGCCCAUCAUGAGAGGGAAUCGGUCGAAGCUCGCGCGCGUCGGCAGGUUGGCAGCCACCCACAGGGCCGACACGAUCAGCGGCAGCGUGCUGUGGGACGUCAUGGAGUAGAUGAUGGCCAGCCGCAAGAGCAUACCCAUCCGCUUCCACUCGCUGCCGCCCUGGUCGAGCACGUAGGCGAACCGCAGGAAGUACUCGAAUCGGCUAAGGUUGAAGAACCGGACAGUGUUGCGGUUGACGUCAAUGAGUCCGGUGAGCUGAUGACGGGCCAGCAGGCCGUCGACCCGGGCCAGGAGGACCUCGGCGGUGACGAGUGCGGCGCCGAGUGAGCGAGAGGUCGCGCGCAGGGGGAGCAGCUCGGUUAGCGGAAGGCAUCGCAUUACUCGGGCACGCCACAGCUCAAUCGGGACGUCACCAGUCCGAUCACGCCUGCAUGCACAGAGAAGGCACAGAGCCGUGACAGAUGUGAAUCAGCCACACUUUCUCUCGGCUGACCGACCCAGCGUGAGGUCGCACAAAAGAGGCGGCAAUCGGCGGCCUCACGGGAGAGGAGGUGGGAGGGGCGAUGGGGGGGGACGGCGGCAUGCCGAAGACGGUCGGCGGGACGAGAGUGGGCCGAAUGGCAAUGGGACGCAUGUGGGCGGCUGCAAGAGGCGGGACGACAGGAACAUGGAUGAAAUGCGACCCAGGAUGUGACGGACGAGCCGGAGGGCCCGUGGACGGCCUUUCCGAAGGGUUGCCGUAGCCCGGCGGCAACAUUGUCACUCAAUAGUGGGAUGCAUUGCGGCCAUUGGAGAGGGCGUGGACAGCUGGCCGACUCGCCAAAACCGGAGCAUCAGGAGGAGGGGGAAGGAAGGUUUCUAAGGUUUCUCUGCC